GGCUCCCGGCUUGGCUCUGCGGCUCUUUCGCUUUCGGAACCGGGAGGGGAGCUCGGGGAGGCAGCGGCGCCUCACAGCUGCGAGAUCCCGACGGCUGUGGGACCUCCCCUCCGUGCCUUCGGGACACUCCUGUGACUUCGGGACCCCCCUCCUGGCUUUGGGACCCCCCCAUCUCUUCAAGACCCUCCGGUGCCUUUGGGACCCUCCUGUCGCUUUGGGACCCCUCUGUGCCUUCAGGACCCCUCCCCCUCGUGGCUUUGGGACCCUCUGGUGAUUUCGGGACCCCCCUGUGGCUUUGGAACCCCUGUUGUGGCUUCGGGACCCUCCAGUGACUUCUGGACCCCUCUGUGCCUUUUGGACCCCCUCGUGGCUUCGGUACCCCUCUUGUGGCUUUGGGACAAGGCAGGUGCAGGGUCCCCGGGCUGCAGGGUGUCCCCCCCCCCCGAGCUGCAGGUGCCCCAGUGGUUGUGGGACUCCUCGGGGGGCUUUGGGGCACCACUGGCACCAGUCCCGGCUGUGGGACCCCCCGUGGCUGCGAAGCCAGGAGGGGGAGCGCAGCCCCCAGCUCUCCUUCCAGCCUGCCCUAAUCUAAACUGAAGAUAAAAAGGAAGUGUUUUGAUCUGGCUCACUGUAACCCAGAAGAAGCCCAGCUGUCCUGAGCAAGAUUUUCCUCUAUCGGUCACCCAGGUCAUACAUUGGCAGAGAUGCAUUUUCUUUCGUUUUUCCAUUCCUUUGUUACGUGCGUCAUGAUGCUCCUCACUCACAAGCCGGGGACAGAUGGGUUUGCAGUGCCAGCACCCAGUCACCCUGUCCUUGCUGCUGUGGGGGAGGCUGCUGUGCUGCCCUGCUGCCCUGACCUGGGGGCAAGCGCUCAGCCCUCAGAGGUGAGCUGGCUCCAGAUGCCGCACUCGUCACUUGUGCAUCACUACAGCGAGCAGAAGGGCCAGGACAGGGAGCAGACUCCGGAGUACCGAGGCAGAACAGAACUGCUGAUGCACCGCAUCCGCCAGGGCUGCAUGGAUUUGAGACUUUCUGCUGUCCGAGCCUCUGAUGAGGGGCAGUACACCUGCUUGGUUCGUCAUGGCAUCAGCUACAGAGAAGCUCAGCUGGAACUGAAGGUGACAGCCAUGGGGUCUGCUCCUCAUAUCUCCAUGGAGAAUAUCCAAGGAGGCACCAGAAUUGUGUGUCGAUCAUCUGGUUGGUACCCAGAGCCCCAGGUCCUGUGGAGAGAUUCCAGCCAUCAGCACAUACCUUCAGAGGCUGAAAACCGAUCCCAGGAUGCAAGGGGCCUCUUUGAAGCACAGAGCACCCUCCUUGUCGUGGGAAGUACUCCAAAGGACUUGUCCUGUGUGGUGAGGAACACAUACCUCAAUGAAGAAAAGGAAACUGCUUUUCAAACGUCAGACUUUUUACGAGGAGCUUCUCCAGGCAUGGUUGUUCCAAGUGUGAUCCUGACAGUGUUUGGUGUCAUUGGCUUCAUUGCUUAUCUGUUGAAGAUCAAAGGGUGGAAGAGAUUUGCAGACAAACUAGGAAAAGCAAACAUGACUCUGGAUCCAGACACCGCUCACCCCUGGCUGCUCCUCUCAAAGGAUGGUAAAGGCGUGAGAUGGGGAGAAGAGUGGCAAAAGUGGCCUGAAGGACCGGAGAGGUUUGAUACGUGGUGUUGUGUGCUGGGCUACGAGGGCUUCACUUCUGGGCAGCACACCUGGGAGGUCACCGUGGACAGUGCAAAGAGCUGGGGCGUGGGACUUGCCAGGGCCUCUCUGCAGAGGAAGGGACGGAUCCCACUCAGCCCCCAGGAGGGGCUCUGGGCUGUGGUGAAGCUGGACAAAGUUUUUCGGGCUCUGACAUCCCCUAAAUGCACCCCACUGCCACUGACCUGCAUCCCAAGAAGGAUGCGUGUUUCUCUGGAUUAUGAAAAGGGUCAAGUAGCCUUUUCAAAUGCUGAUACGGAUGUCCCCAUCUUCACUUUCCUGCCAGCAUCGUUCAAGGGAGAGAGAAUCCACCUUUGGCUCUGGGUAUGGGAUAAAGAAUCCUGGCUCAGGUUGUCUCCCUGAAGCAUAGCCCUUAGAGAACCUGUAUUAGCUUAGCCUUGCCUCUACAUUUCUGAAGACUUCCUACUGAAUUAAUUUGUGAACUGGGGGGUCAAUGUUUUAGGAUGGCUUUGUCGAACGGCAGGCUAACAGGCGAGCAGGGGUCAAAAGGUGACGGGCAGCUUAGAGAAAGGGUUUCCCUCUUGGGAGGGCAGUAGUCCAUGCUGAGCCUUGCUUGCAGUUCUUCCACGUGUUGUGUGACAGCUGGGUGGUCCUAAAGCAGUUCCUACUGGCUGGCGCUUGUUUUUUUGAAGGUGCACAGACUGUGUGUUCCUAUGAAUGGAAAGAGAUGAUGAGAAAGCUUGAGCUUCAUUCACAGCUGUCCACCUACAUGACAUUUUAGGCCAGGCUCUCAUCUUUUGGCACACAACAGCAAGAUUACAAGACCAGAACUCCAUGGAGUUCCAUGACCACCACUCAGCACCUUUGCCUUGGUUUUGCAGCUUGUUGGAAAUGUCCUGUGCCAGAAUAACCACCAACCUCAGGAUGUGGUGGCUCCACACAUCCCUUUUUUCCAGCAGGUUAGAUGUUGUCUGAGGUCAACCCACCACAGUCCUUUUUGGCACCACUCAACGUGGGGCUUGAAGAAGUCUUGGGAGAAACAAAGGUGUGUUUUUUGCAGUAGAAGGUGUUUUUGCAGUGGAAAAUUCCACUAACCAUGCAUACUCAAAAAUGAUUGUGUGGCAUAGCAGUGGGGAGUAUGUUAAGCAUAUAAGGGGAUGGUCCCACUGUCCCAAAAUAAGGAGUUUAGCUAAGGAAAACAGGAUGAGCAGUAUGAAGUCAGUAAAUACAAAAAUCACGGACCCUCUAGUCACAAGAGAAGAAGGAAAAAAAAGGAAAAGGAGGAAUUAACAGUUGGUCAAAUCAAAUUGUACACAUACGGUAUAGAAGUGCGUCGAGUAGGUUGUGAACCUGUGGUACUCAGACAACGAGGAAACAGGAGAAACCAGGUGUUGGGUAAUAGGGAAUAUAAGGUUAUAAUAAAAUUUUACUGUGUGCUCCUGCUUGCAGGACUCCCGCCGUUGCAAUCAUGAAUAAAAUAGCUUCACAGAAGA
Molecule: messenger RNA, 3148 nt
Organism: Anas platyrhynchos (mallard)
Lineage: Eukaryota; Metazoa; Chordata; Aves; Anseriformes; Anatidae
Product: butyrophilin subfamily 1 member A1
Biological process (GO): T cell receptor signaling pathway; regulation of cytokine production
Cellular component (GO): external side of plasma membrane
Molecular function (GO): signaling receptor binding
Source: RefSeq, a predicted model, not a curated record